Argentina anserina (silverweed cinquefoil) is the source of this 1442-nucleotide messenger RNA. Its product is annotated as galactomannan galactosyltransferase 1-like. The transcript has a single exon. Gene Ontology annotation, cellular component: endosome; trans-Golgi network; membrane. The record is from RefSeq and is a predicted model, not a curated record. The coding region runs from base 5 to 1315 and encodes 436 amino acids. Lineage: Eukaryota; Viridiplantae; Streptophyta; Magnoliopsida; Rosales; Rosaceae. Gene Ontology annotation, molecular function: galactosyltransferase activity.
ACAAAUGAGUUCCCAAGACUUCUCUCCCUUCCAAACUUCCCCAUACAAACGCUCCCUUCUCCACAGAGUCCCUUCUCUAGUUGCAGAUGGCUUCCUCUUCGUUGGUGGAGCAGCCAUGGCUUUGUCUCUUGUCUACGCACUCCUUUCCUUCUUAAACCCCACCUCAACCUUCGACACCAUCAUCACAUACUCCACCACCUCUCAAGGCCCUGACUUCGGCUACGACCCACCUGAGCCGACGUUCUAUGACGACCCCAGCCUCAGCUACUCGGUUGGCGACGCCAUACAGAACUGGGAUGAGAAACGCAGAGAGUGGCUUAGGGUUCACCCUUCUUUUGGUGUUGGCGAUAAGGUUCUUAUUGUCACGGGGUCUCAGCCUUCAGUGUGUAAGAACCCUGUUGGGGAUCACUUACAGUUGAGACUGUUCAAGAACAAAGUAGACUACUGCAGGCUUCACGGCUGCGAGGUUUUCUACAACAACGUUCUUCUGGACCCUAAAGGCACCGGUUUCUGGGCCAAGUACCCGAUUCUCAGAGCCGCCAUGGUGGCGCAUCCGGAGGCCGAGUGGAUCUACUGGGUCGACUCGGACGCCAUCUUCACCGACAUGGAGUUCAAGCUGCCGUUGGAGAAGUAUAAAAAUUAUAACUUGGUUGCUCACGGGUGGUGGCACUUGGUGAAGCAGCAGAGCUGGACAAGCCUCAAUGCCGGUGUGUUCUUGAUUAGGAAUUGUCAGUGGUCCUUGGACUUCAUAGAUGAAUGGGCCAGCAUGGGACCGCAAGGACCGGCCCAAGAGAGGUGGGGGGAGAUUCAGAAAUCAUUGCUCAAGGACAAGCUGUACCCAGGGUCAGAUGAUCAGAGUGCUCUAAUCUACCUUGUGCUGAAGAAGAAGCAGAAAUGGGGGGACAAGGUUUACUUGGAAAGUGAGUACAACUUCCAGAGCUACUGGCUUGGGGUGGUGGAUGGGCUUGAUAAUAUUACCAAAGGGUACAUGGAGGUUGAUAGAGAAAUGGGGAAGCUGAGGAGGCGGCAUGCUGAGAAGGUGAGUGAGGUUUAUGGAGAAAUGAGGGAGCAGUAUAUGAAGGACAAGGGGAUGUGGAGGGAGAAUGUGAGGAGGCCUUUUGUGACACAUUUUACUGGGUGUGAGCCUUGUAGUGGGGAUUAUAAUCCCAUUUAUACUUGGGAGGAUUGUUGGAAUGGGAUGCAGAAGGCUUUGAACUUUGCAGAUAAUCAAGUGCUCAGGAAAUAUGGAUUUGUGCAUCCAGACCUACUCAACUCUUCAUUGGUUACUCCUUUGUCAUUUGAUUUCCCUGCUUGAAUUUAUUGUUCAUUUCACGUUCGUUUUUAGAGACAAAUAGUGUAAAUAAACAAGAGACUGCUAAUUUCUGAGUUUGAUUGCAGUUUAGAUUCUCCUGAAUCGUAAUGAAACAAAUUUCCAUACAGAA